AUUUAGUUUGCUUAAAGUGUUCAUGCCUAGUGCAUCAUCAUAAUCGACAACAUUGUAUUUAAAACAUAAUAACCUAAGUUUUUUUUUAAUGUUUACAAACUUUGUGUUUUUAUUGUACUCAUUUCGGGGAUAAAUUUAAUAAUCGGGAUAUUUCAGUGAAGUGAACAAUUUGCAAAGUAUUUCAUUGAAUUAUAAAUCAUAAGUGUGAGUUAAAUAUCAGUUCAUUGGUAUGAAAUUAUUAAGUGACGUAAACUUUAAAUUGAUUUUACUUUGAAGCUAAAAGUUAUGCUUUUCAAUACUCUGUGUACAAUAUUAUAAACCUAUGCACCGCUUCAGCGAUCUUGUGAAUCAUCGCAACGCAGUUUAACAGCAGCGCAAAAGGCCGGGCGCGACGAGGGAUUUUUACUUUCGAGUGUCUCACAACUUCUGCGAUACAUUAUACUAAACCAAACAAAUACACAUAACAUUAAAUUAAUAAUGAAUCCAAGGAGAAAAAUGGCCUGGAACGGGUUUCCAGUGUCAGUGGCAGUUCGAUUCAGUAUUGUACUUGCUGGAGUUUUACUAGCAACAGUUUGUUCCGCCGGUACUGUCACAAAUCGUCCUGCAGGAGCUGUACAAACAGGAAGCAUAUCACCAUCAAUUAUACAAGAUAAAGCAACAUCUCAACGAAGAAUUAUGCAUCCAGCAUUCGCUAACUCUGGCAAGGAAGCAGGACUGGAAAUUUGGAGAGUUGAGGAAUUUGAGCCUGUGCCUUAUCCUAAAAAUAAAUAUGGAAAAUUCUAUGAGGGUGAUUCUUAUAUUAUUCUCAAUACAAAACAAUCCAAGAGCAAAAGUCUCUCUUGGGAUGUUCACUUUUGGCUUGGUUCACAAACUUCUGCUGAUGAGGCAGGAGCUGCAGCCAUUCUAACAGUUCAACUCGAUGACAUUCUCAAUGGUGCCCCAGUUCAACAUCGUGAAGUUCAAGACCACGAAUCACAACUAUUUCUUAGUUAUUUUAAAGACGGUGUCCGUUAUGAACAAGGUGGCAUUGGUUCGGGCUUCAAAAAUGUACAAAUCAACGCAGAGGGUGAAAAACGACUAUUUCAAGUCAAAGGCAAGCGCAAUGUUCGUGUCCGUCAAGUGAAUCUUUCGGUGUCUUCAAUGAAUAAAGGAGAUUGCUUCAUACUUGAUGCUGGAAGUAAAAUUUUCGUCUAUGUCGGUAUGCAAGCAAAACGUGUCGAAAAACUCAAGGCUAUAAGUGCAGCUAAUCAAAUAAGGGAUCAAGAUCACAAUGGACGAGCUAAGGUUGAUAUUAUUGAUGAACACAGCAGUAACGCAGACAUAGAUGAAUUCUUUACUAUCCUUGGAUCAGGUUCACCUGAUGAUGUUCCAGAUGAAUCUAUUGCCGAAGAGGAUGGAGUGUUUGAAAGCUCUGAUGAGAAAUCGGUCACUUUGUACAAGGUUACCGAUGAUUCAGGUUCCGUUAAAAUUGAUUCAGUAGCAUCGAAACCUUUGAAACAAGAAUUGUUAGACACCCGUGACUGCUUUAUUUUGGACACAGGAUCUGGAAUUUAUGUUUGGGUUGGCAAGGAAGCUACACAGAAAGAAAAAACUGAAGCUAUGAAUAAAGCAACUGAGUUUUUGAAGUUGAAAAAGUAUCCAGCUUGGACUCAGGUUCACCGUAUAGUGCAGGGAGCUGAGUCAGCUCCUUUUAAGCAAUACUUUGCAACGUGGAAGGACACCGGAGCAACUCACACUCGUCUUAUUCGCUCUGCCAUGGGCUAUAGCUCCGACGAUUCUGAUGUUGAAUUUGAUGAUGCUUUAGUUGAAUCGUUGAAAAAGAGCGGUGGAAGAGCAUUAGGCUUCAUGCCAGACCAGGGCAAAGGAGAGAUUGUCAGACUCAUUCAGUUUGUUGAGGUCCCUGAUGAAGAUGAGGUUCGCCGUACAGAGGUUCCUUUGCCACUACCAGACCAACUUUUAUUAGGUUUUGCUUCUUACGCCAUACAAUAUGACUUUAUUCAGCCAGAUGGAAAUAAAUCUUCCGUCUUAUACGCCUGGAGAGGUACAAAAGCUGGUUCACCGUCGUUUGAUGAAGCAGUUAAAGUAUGCAUGCAAAUCGGUGAUGAUCUGGAUGCCGUUGUAGUCACAACUAUCCAAGGACACGAACCAAGACACUUUUUAAAAAUGUUCAAGGGCGAGUUAAUAACUUCCUACACUGGAGCACCAAGUGAGCCAAUUUUAUUCCGUGUCAGUGGAACGGAUGAAACAGAUGUGCGAGCCAAUGAAGUUGAGGCAGAUUCUUCCUCUCUAGCAUCCGAUGAUGUUUUCGCUCUGGUCAAAAUUGCUCAGAAAAAAGUUUACAUUUGGGUUGGAUUGGCUGCUUCAGAGUUCGAAAAGUCUAUGGCAGAGACCCGUAUUGGUAAGUUUUGGCCAUCAUUUGAGAACGAACUUGUUCAAGAAGGUGCUGAGCCAGAUGAUUUUUGGGAUGACUUAAAUGGCGAAGGUAUCUACGACCGUACCAUGGGUAAAAAUAGUUAUCCAAUUUUGGAACCUCGCCUAUUCCAUUGCAGAAUUUUGGUUAGUGGCAGAAUAAAGGUCGAAGAAGUUCCAGAUUUUCAACAGGAUGAUCUUGAUGUUGACGAUGUUAUGCUUUUGGAUGGUGGGGAUGAAAUUUAUGUCUGGAUCGGUUCAGGAACUACCGAAGAAGAGCGAAAUGGAGUUUUUGAUAUGGCUAGGAAAUAUAUCAAAACGGAACCCUCUUCAAGAACUAUUGAAACUGCAACUAUCAUUUUGAUUAAACAAGGAAUUGAACCAAAGUGCUUUAAGCGUAUGUUCCCUGAAUGGAAUGAUGAAGCUUGGAAGCUUAGACCCACCUAUGAUGAAGUUCUGAAGAAUUUUUUGGAGACAAAUAUCACCGCCGAAGAGAACAGUGCUUUGUAAAUUAAGUAAUUUAAAAAUAAGCGGUUUUGUUAAAUUUUAGCAAUAAGUUGAUUUGAAGAAUGAAAUGAGACGUAUUUAUAAAAAAUAAAUGUAAUAAACUUUAAAAAAAA
Eupeodes corollae is the source of this 3029-nucleotide messenger RNA. Its product is annotated as gelsolin. Bases 478 to 2919 code for a protein of 813 amino acids. Gene Ontology annotation, biological process: actin filament severing; barbed-end actin filament capping; actin polymerization or depolymerization. Lineage: Eukaryota; Metazoa; Arthropoda; Insecta; Diptera; Syrphidae. Gene Ontology annotation, cellular component: cytoplasm; actin cytoskeleton. The transcript is spliced from 11 exons. Gene Ontology annotation, molecular function: actin filament binding; phosphatidylinositol-4,5-bisphosphate binding. The record is from RefSeq and is a predicted model, not a curated record.